Molecule: messenger RNA, 1662 nt
Organism: Arabis nemorensis
Lineage: Eukaryota; Viridiplantae; Streptophyta; Magnoliopsida; Brassicales; Brassicaceae
Source: the annotation of a GenBank genome assembly
AUGGCGACCACCCAUCUGAAUUUCGUGUCCCCGAGGAUUAAUCCUCUCCUUAGAUCCUUUGAAUGUCUCCAAUCGCCCUCACGAGACCUCAAUGCCUCUCCAUUCUCCGUCUCUGCUAUUGCAUCUUCCUCGUCUUCACAGACCACGGAGCUGGUGCCUCAUAGGCUCCAGAGGUUAGUCGAAGAAUUUCAGUCCUUGACGGAGCCAGUCGAUCGGCUCAAAUGGGUUCUUCGUCACGCGAGUCUCAUUCCUCCGAUGCCCGACUCAUCCCGGACCGAAGCGAAUCGAGUCAUGGGCUGCACGGCUCGUGUCUGGCUAGACGCUGAGCUAGGUCAAGACGGGAAGAUGCGGUUCUGGGCUGAUAGUGACUCAGAUGUCUCCAAGGGGAUGUGUUCGUGCCUGAUUCAAGUGCUCGACGCAGCUACGCCUGAACAAGUGAUGGAACUCAAGACUGAGGAUUUGGCUGAGCUUAACGUUGGAUUGCUGAGAGGGGAGAGAUCGAGGGUGAAUACAUGGCACAAUGUUCUUGUCAGUAUGCAGAAGAAGACCCGACGGUUCGUUGCGGAGAGGGAUGGUAAAGCUCCGUCCUUUGAGCGAUUUCCUUCACUCGUGUUAACUGCUGAUGGCAUUGAGGCUAAAGGAAGCUUCGCUGAAGCUCAGGCGAAAUAUUUGUUUCCGGAGGAGUCACGGGUUCAAGAACUUGUCAGUGUGCUGAAAGAAAAGAAGAUAGGAGUGUCUGCUCAUUUCUAUAUGGAUCCAGAAGUGCAAGGGGUCUUGACUGCUGCUCAAAAGCAUUGGCCACAUAUCUCUAUAUCUGAUUCUCUUAUCAUGGCGGAUGCAGCUGUCAACAUGGCAAAAGCUGGAUGUCAGUUCAUAACAGUUCUUGGUGUUGAUUUUAUGUCCGAGAAUGUCCGUGCCAUCCUAGAUCAAGCUGGGUUUGGAGAGGUUGGUGUAUAUAGGAUGUCAGAUGAGACCAUUGGUUGUUCACUAGCUGAUGCUGCUUCUGCUCCUGCUUACUUGAAUUAUCUCAAAGCUGCUUCUCUUUCUCCUCCUUCAUUGCAUGUUGUUUAUAUCAAUACAUCUCUGGAGACAAAAGCUUUUGCUCACGAGCUUGUACCUACCAUUACUUGCACUUCAUCUAAUGUUGCGUUUGCUCAAAUGCCGGAAUUAAAUGUUUGGUAUGGUCCUGAUUCGUACAUGGGAGCAAAUAUUGUAAAGUUAUUCCAGCAGAUGACAUUGAUGACUGAUGAAGAAAUUGCCAAUAUUCACCCUAAACACAGCCUAAACUCCAUCAAAUCAUUGCUUUCCCGUCUUCAUUAUUUCCAGGGUCCAAACUCCAUUAGAGUUGGUGAUGUGGCAUUACCAGUUGUACCGGGAGUAGCAGGUGGUGAAGGCUGCUCUAUUCAUGGCGGAUGUGCAUCAUGUCCAUAUAUGAAGAUGAAUUCGCUUAACUCGCUCUUGAAAGUUUGCUACAAUUUACCUGAUGUGGAAAAUGCAAUCGGGGAAUUCAAAGCAGAGCGAUUUAAACAACAAACUCCUCAAGGAAAACUUAUUGCGGAUGUCGGGUGUGAGCCAAUACUUCACAUGAGGCAUUUCCAGGCGAACAAGGAGCUACCAGAGGAGCUUGUUCAUCAGGUCCUAAAUUGUGAGUCCAAGAGAUGA